AUAUAUAUUGUGGUUGUUGUGUUUCGUUUGAUUCUGUAAGAAUUAUAAUCGAAAAGAACAAGAUAAAUAUGAGCGAUCAAGAUCCAACGAGUAUUAUUAAUAUGAUAAAAGACUUACGUUCUGGAGCAGAAUCUUAUCGCAGAAGUGUUGGAAUACGUUUCUCAGGUACUGGCUAUGUAUCCUCGAAGUUCAAUGAAAGCUCAGAUGACAGCAUUACUUCACCUAAACGGCUGAGAUUAGAUGAAUCUGAUACAUCCAUUAGCAAUAAAACUCAGUCUGACUCUGUCCCGGGUAGUCCUUGGGAAUGGCGACGUAUGAAGGGAGAGGUUAUAUCAUUAAAGACUAGACUGAUGCAUCAAGAGGCAGCUGUACAACAGUUACACAAUAUACGUAGACAGAUGGAGGAAGUCUUCGAGAAGGAGAAAGGUCUCUUGCAAAUCCAGACAGAACAGGAUAAACAAACUAUUCAACAGCUGGAAGUCCGACUUGAUGUUGCACGGCGAACAAUCCAGGAUGUAAAAGAGACACAUGAUACUGCAGAGAAAGAAUGGUCCCAAACAAAAAACAAUUUAGAAAGGAAAAUUACAUCAUUAUUAAACGAAAAUGCAAAAUUAUCCGAGAAUCUAAGAAAUAUUUCCACAAAGGAAAAGUCUCCUACUCCUAAUGAUAUCAACGAAUCAAAUGAAUUACAAAUAAAACUGGAAACUGUGGAAGCCAGAGCAGCAAUACUGGAGGAGAAAAUGAAGGAAUAUCUCAAGAUGCAACAGGACUACGAAUUGCUGAAUGUGGAACUACAAAGUAUGAAAAUGAAAUUAGAAAAACUGGAGUCAGAAAGAGCACUGUGGGAAGAGGGCAAAUUAUUAGCAGGAAGAGCUGCAAGAGCAAAUGACUUGGAGAAAGAAUUGAAUGUUGCAAAAAGGACAAUUGCAGUGUUAAAAGAAUCAGUUAAGGAGAAAUUACUUUUAGAAGAACAAAUGGCUAACAUGACAAAAAGGCUAGAGCAUACUGAAAAAGUAGAGCAACAAGUGGCAAUGUUAGAAGCAAAGCGAUCUGAGCUUGUGCUUCGCUUGCAGGAAUAUGAAACUAUUGGCAUUACUGGAGGACCAAUGGCGAUGAAGCGGGAAUUGAAUAGACUUCAGCAAGCUGAAGUGGACCUAAGAGCAGAAGAAGGCCAGCUUAGAUCGAAGUUGGAUGCAGUUAUACGAGAGUCGCAGAACUUGUCAAAUAAUUACGAAGAGGCAAGGAAAUUGGUUACUGAUAUGACGUUGUCGAAAGAUAAAUUGAGCAAGCUUGUGAAUAGGCUCCAGAAGAAGAUGAUUCUCGUCACCAGAGAGAGGGACAGUUACAGACAACAAUUGGAUAUGUAUGAGAAAGAGAUAACGGUGGACGGCAACAAUGCAAUAACUGAAAGAAUACCGGCUUUGGAACGCGUUAUAGAUGGAUAUAGGGAUUUAGUCAGUAAAUUGGAAAUGGAUCUUCAAACGGCCGAGACUGGCACUCAGAAGAACGAAUGCAAUAAAUUGAAAGAAGAGAUCGAACAACUGAGAGGCGAGCUUGAACACCGCAUGUUAAAGGGUGAUUUUAACUGCAACGCCCGAAUUCUACAUUUCACGAUGAAUCCCGCAUCGAUGGCGGAGAAGCAAGCACAGGAAAAACAAGCGGCUCUGUUACGAGAAGUGGAAGAACUUCGUGCUAAAGUGGCGUCGGGAAAUUAUGGCACAACUGUUUCAUCGUUACAGACGCAAGAAAUCGCGGAGUUGAAGCAAACGCAUGAAAUAAAGAUAGCGCGUUUGAAGGAAGCUUUCAAAGCAUCCUCACAAGAGUACCGCCAAGCGUGCUAUCAGUUAUUCGGUUGGAGAGUGGACCGAACAAAGGAAGGUUGCUACAAGCUGUCGAGUCAAUAUGCAGAGUCGCCAGAUGAUUUCCUGUUUUUCCACGUAGGUGAAGAGGGUGUAGAUAUGUUGGAAACUGCUUUUUCUGCGAAUUUAGGCAGUUUGAUUGAACAAUAUUUGCAAAAACAGCGUAGUGUUCCUAUGUUUCUUAAUGCUGUACAAUCUGAUCUGUUUAGCCAGCAAACAGUGACAAAUGUCAUAAUAUAA
Messenger RNA from Trachymyrmex septentrionalis, 2099 nucleotides. It is a transcript of the gene Mad1, whose product is annotated as mitotic spindle assembly checkpoint protein MAD1. Gene Ontology annotation, cellular component: nuclear envelope; mitotic spindle; kinetochore. Gene Ontology annotation, biological process: mitotic spindle assembly checkpoint signaling; attachment of mitotic spindle microtubules to kinetochore. The transcript is spliced from 7 exons. Bases 69 to 2099 code for a protein of 676 amino acids. Lineage: Eukaryota; Metazoa; Arthropoda; Insecta; Hymenoptera; Formicidae. The record is from RefSeq and is a predicted model, not a curated record.